AGGGAGGAGAAGCAGCUCUUUGCAUCUCCAGUGAAAGCGGUUUUUGACUCACCUAGUUUGCCCGAGGAGAAAUCACCCGGAUUUUUGCUGCAGCUUCCAGCUUCUUUGUGCAUCUCUGUGAUUUCCUCCGGCGGGGACUUUGCGGCGUUCCAGAUUCCCAGCGGGAUUGGACAUCCUAUCCAACUCCUCUCCUUGUUCCUGGAGGAUCCUGGUUCUCUCUGGGACUCCCCUGAACACGUGAGACCGGCGUUUCCAGCUUGGCACCAGGAGAAAUUUGCCUACAACUCUCUCUGGGAUCCACGUGGACCGACCAGCUCGCUCUGCGGUGAUAUCUGAUUGGGUUGUGUUUGUGUCCCAAAGUCCUUGGAGGGGGGUUUAGAAGUCUCUGUGUGUCUUUCAGGAAGUGUUGUGGUGGGGUUUUUUGGGAUCCAGCUUUAGUGCCAGGGGCUUAUAACCCAGUUCUUCCCGCGUUUGCCACUCGCACGGUCGGAGCCAUGCAGCUGGACAAUGUCACCAGCGCGGGCGUCCACUCCUUCCAGGGGCACCGUGGAGUUGCCAACAAGCCCAAUGUGAUCCUGCAGAUAGGGAAGUGCAGGGCAGAAAUGCUGGAGCAUGUCCGGAGGACCCACCGGCACCUCCUGACAGAGGUCUCCAAGCAGGUGGAGCGGGAGCUGAAGGGAUUGCAGAAAUCCGUGGGGAAGUUGGAGAACAACUUAGAGGACCACGUCCCAACUGAAAACCAGAGAUGGAAGAAGUCCAUCAAGGCCUGCCUGGCCAGAUGCCAGGAGACCAUUGCCCACCUGGAGAGGUGGGUCAAGAGGGAGAUGAAUGUUUGGAAGGAGGUCUUUUUCCGCCUGGAAAAGUGGGCUGACCGCCUGGAGUCCAUGGGAGGCAAAUACUGCCCUGGGGAGCAGGGCAAGCAGACAGUGUCCGUCGGGGUGGGAGGUCCGGAGAUAAGGCCGAGUGAGGGGGAGAUUUAUGAUUAUGCCCUGGACAUGAGCCAGAUGUAUGCCCUGACCCCUCCUCCCGGGGAGGUGCCCAGCAUCCCCCAGGGCCACGAUUCCUACCAGUGGGUCUCCGUGUCGGAGGACGCUCCAGCUUCCCCCGUGGAGACCCAGGUGUUUGAGGAUCCCCGGGAGUUCUUGAGCCACUUGGAGGAAUACUUAAAGCAGGUGGGUGGAACAGAGGAGUAUUGGCUGUCUCAGAUCCAAAACCACAUGAACGGCCCAGCUAAAAAGUGGUGGGAGUACAAGCAGGACUCCGUCAAAAACUGGGUCGAGUUCAAGAAGGAGUUCCUGCAGUACAGCGAGGGAACUCUGACUAGGGAUGCGAUCAAAAGGGAGCUGGAUUUGCCCCAGAAAGAGGGGGAGCCCCUGGAUCAGUUCCUCUGGCGCAAGAGAGACCUGUACCAGACCCUCUAUGUGGAUGCAGAUGAGGAGGAGAUCAUCCAGUACGUGGUAGGAACCCUCCAGCCCAAACUGAAGCGUUUCCUGAGCUACCCCCUGCCCAAGACCUUAGAGCAGCUGAUCCAGAGGGGGAAGGAGGUCCAAGGCAACAUGGAGCACUCUGAGGAGCCCAGCCCACAGAGGACCCCUGAGGUUCAGCCAGGAGACUCCGUGGAGACCGUGCCCCCCUCAACCACCGCCAGUCCCGUGCCGAGCAAUGGGACUCAACCAGAGCCCCCCAGCCCCCCAGCCACUGUCAUAUGAGCUCCCCUGAGGGGGGUCUGGGUUCCGUGGAAGGGAGAAGGGGGCUUAUUUAGGAAGCUUCUCCUUGGAGGGAAGUUCUGGCUGAGACGAGACCUGAGGAGUGCUCAGUCCAACAGCCCAGAGCAGAGGGAUUGGCUUUGCUCCUGGGGGGAGGGAGGUGGUGAGGGAGAGGAACCCCAGGAUGGGGCUGCCCCCCUCACCCAGGCCGUGCCAUGCGGUGGUGCUGGGGACCCUGCUGGCACCACUGCGGGGAACAGCCAAUUUUAUGAGAAUUCCCUGACAAGAAACUAGAGACAAUUCCCAACUUGUGAAGCGGCCGCUCGGCACUGGCAGCUCUCAAGGACUUCAUACGAGUGCAGCAGUUGGUGGAGGGUUCCUACCCAUCUGGAUCUCUCUUUUUCCUUCUCUCCUCCCUCCUCCGAGAGGGUGGCCCUGUCCUGAGGAGACAGCUUUCUUUUUCACCCUUGCCUGUUUUUGAUUAACCUCUGGGUUUCUGUUCACUUGGCAAUCUCCUGCUCUUACUUGCUCCAAAGGAUUAAAGUAAUUUUUUGAUUAUUUUUUGUUAUAAGAAGAAAAAAUAAUCCUAUUAUUUCAGGAACUGAAAGCUUUAAGAAUCUGGAUUAUUUUCUGUGGUUUUCAUUUCACUGCACCUAAUACCUGCUUUAAUGUGUUUCCUCUCAAGAGGCUCUUACUGGUUUACUUCUUGUCUUAGUUUCUGCUCACUCUAAUUCAAGGCCACUGCAGUGCAGAGGCAGAUUUCAUCCUUUCUCUGCACAUUAUCCUGUGCAUUCAGCAGGAAACAGGUUUUCUAAUUAAAUUCUGAGCUCAUUUAUUGAAGGAGCAGUCUCCUUCCUUUCAGAGAAGAGAGGGUGUUCAAGGUAGAGAGAGGAGACACCAGAGCUUUUUUGAGAGAGACUGGGGGGGAGGGAAGGGAAAUAAAUCCUUAUUCUUUGAAUGAAACAAACAAACACACCCUAAAUUCAGAGCAAAAUAUCCCCAGAGCAGCAAAUCGAGUCCAUGCUGAUGUGUGGAGACAACAGAAGCUUUUGCCAUGUAAAAGCCAAAAGAAGUGAAGAGAGGAUCUGUGUGCCCCAGCAGAGUUUUAGCCUGUGCAUCGCUGCAAGGAGUUUCUGCUCACACAGACAGAAUCCAAAUGCUCCUGGAAAGACUGGCACCCCUGUCCUGCAGCACCUGAGGACAGAGUGUUGUCUGCUCACAGAGGAAUUCCUGCAACAUCUCACCAUAAAUGGAGAUGGACUUGGACUUUGUGACUUCUUCCAUGUUGAGACAGGAAACGCUCAGCACUCACCUUUGGCCAGUGCUUGAUGACAGGACUGAGAGAAGAAAGACAUUCCUGAAGUUUGGCUCUCCAAAGCUUCCCGAGGCUGGACAGGUCUUGGGCAUCACCUGCAUCCACCACCAGACCAAAUAAACAGCAGGGAUGCAGCAGCAGGAGUGACCCUGGGAUGCUCCUGGCACUGCCACAGCGGUGGCACGUGGCCCUGGUGGCUCGGAAGGCCUUUGCUGUGACUCCUUCCAAGAGGCUGAAGUGACUCACUCAGAUCCUCCUCUGAGAAGGAAUCACUUCGCAGCAUGCAGCGUUUGGGAGGAAAGCCACAGAAAAAGCUGCAAAACAAAGGCCUCAAUAUCAGACCUGCUCUCAGGACCCUCAGCCACCAAUGGCCAGAUCCACCACCUGAAGGAAAGACUGGCACAGCAAUCCCUGCUGCUGUUGCUGAGAUUCCUUCUCUGUGUCCAAGAGCUUUCCCAGGGGAGAAGAACGUGCUGCAGGAAGACA
This is a messenger RNA of Passer montanus (Eurasian tree sparrow), 3507 nucleotides long. RefSeq names its product activity regulated cytoskeleton associated protein (gene ARC). The record is from RefSeq and is a predicted model, not a curated record. Gene Ontology annotation, molecular function: mRNA binding. Lineage: Eukaryota; Metazoa; Chordata; Aves; Passeriformes; Passeridae. Bases 495 to 1709 code for a protein of 404 amino acids. The transcript has 3 exons. Gene Ontology annotation, biological process: positive regulation of AMPA receptor activity; modulation of chemical synaptic transmission.